Molecule: messenger RNA, 6436 nt
Organism: Perkinsus marinus ATCC 50983
Lineage: Eukaryota; Perkinsozoa; Perkinsida; Perkinsidae
Exons: 54
Biological process (GO): oxygen transport
Cellular component (GO): nucleus; cytosol
Molecular function (GO): protein serine/threonine phosphatase activity; heme binding; oxygen binding
Source: RefSeq, a predicted model, not a curated record
AUGAGUACAGGAGAUUCAGCUCUCCAACAGGAAGGGGGCGGCAAUCUCAGCAUUCAGCUACCAGAACACCACCCUUUACAGCCAGGGGACUUGGCUGACAUGUCCCCUCUUCGACACUCCCUCUCUCGAUGUGAAAGAAAGCAAUCGUCGAUCAACGUCUUGGGCUUCGACUUGUAUGAUGCAGUCGAGGUAGAACAGAAAGGCUGGCGAGGCGCCAAGGAGUGGGUACCGGGCACGAUCGUACAAGUGAAUGCUCAUAAUAAUACAUUUGAUGUGAAGGUGUUGAAGCCGAACCAAGAAGGAGAGGUUCUGGAAAAUGUUAGCCCAGUGAGGAUGAGACGCAUCGCAGAGUCAAGGCAUCCUCACCAACAGAAAGUGGGGCCCGUCCCGGGGGAUUCGCCAACUCACGAUGGACAAGACUUUUUGAAGCAGCGGCAUUUGGGAGCAGCUGACGCCUGUGAGAUCAUGGACGAGUUCAACUUCCAAAUGCAGGCCAGUCUGUUCACCUCUAAGGUGCUCAAGCAGCUUGAUUCGGUGCCCGAGUCGGAUCUUAUGGCGGUGUCGCCUUGUGUCAAGUCUCUGGCACAUAUCAGAGAGAGGACGAGGAGUCGUGUGGAGAGUGGGGAAGGUCCUCUUUUGGACCGUUUCUUCUUCCAAUGCGAUACUGAUGCGGCAGCAGGGCAGGCCUCUGGUUUCCCUACUAGUGCGCAAGUACCGGUAUUGCUACGUGAGUGUUCUGGAGAAGAGGAUAUGUCUGGAAGUAGCUCUGGUGAUGAUGAUGACGAGGAGCUGAGUACAGAGAACGGCUGGUAUCAGGGUGGGGUGUCCGAGGAGAGACUCGUAUUCGAUAAACGUGUAGGUGUUAGAGGACUCAAUGAGAAUGGCGAGACAGAAAUAAAAUGGUCAUCGGGAGAUAUAUGGACAUACGUCUCGCCUCGGCUCAUCGUGCUUCAUGGUGGCUUGCCGAUGCAUCCUGGCUCAGGCUCGCCUAUAAGUGCUCAAAGAUCCACAGGGGCUUUCGCCUCUCUCUUUUCGGGUUCCUCGGCGAUGGGUCCACAGACGAGCACAAGCCAGGAUGAUGAGGGCAGGAAAUGUGUGCUCCUAAAAUACUUCCAUCAGCUUCCCAACAGAAUGAGAAUCCCCAGUUCCCCUCAAGGAGUGUUCGAACAGUGGAUGUAUCAAAUCCUAUGGAGCGAUCCAAGGGAAGUUGGUGACACUAAAGGGAGGGGUACACCAUUCUACCCGGACGACACGGAACUCUUCUGUGCGAGGAAUAACAUACACACAGUGAUAAGGAGCCACCAGCUGCCGGCUAUGCAAAGAGGCUUCUCCUUCCACCAUAAGCAUAAGCUUAUCACCAUAUUCUCAGCGAGUAACUACUGUGGAACUUCACAGAAUUACGGAGGUCUGUUGAUAUUCACAACGGAGCUCUUCCCAGAGAUACAGUACUCCCGCAAUCUGUUUGAGCAUUGGAGCCCACCUCUUUCCGUAAUACAGGACGUUUACUCUAAGCAUAAGAAUGCUAGUCAAGACGUAAGGCAGUAUAUCGCGAGGGAAACUGAGUCGGCGAGGAUGCCCACGGACAUGAACAGCAGCUCCAAGUGGCUUUACAUUGAACAGAAGGUCUCUGAAUACGCGAUGUCGCUGAUCGUGCAGAACAAGAGGCAUCUGUGGACUAACCUCUGGACGCGGGAUGAAGAUAAAACGAUGAGGGUUGACCUUGCGGAUUGGGAAGAUGUAAUGAAGGCCUGUGCUCAAGUGGUCGGGCACCAGUUCCCGUGGAGGACUCUCUUCGUGCAGCUGGAUAUUGAAGAGGAAGAUGACGGAACGGUCGACUAUCUAGACUUCCUCAAUAGAUUCCGGGCAAGCCUUCGAGAUGAGAGUGGUCCGUUCGAUUCCUGGCUGGCCUCGGUCGUUCUGGGAUUCUUUAUGGACAUUCUCAACGCUGAUAUGGCGAUACAACAAGACCUGCUCACUGGGGAGCCUGGAGAGAAUCUCAUUAACUACGAACAGUUCGAGCGGUCUCUCCGAGAUAACUGUCCUGACUUGACCAUCACACAUAUCCAACUGGUGUGGCAAGCCCUGAUCGAGUGUUCGACUCCUGAGCGCCGUCGAGCUGGGCUGGUGGAUGCACGCCAGUUCGUGUGUGCCUGUGGGGAGUUCUAUCGUGCCCGAUGGGAUCUACACGAACCUGUCUUUUCGAACUCACAGACGUUGCCGUCGGCCAAUGAGGAGGAGAUGCUCGAGAAAAUUAUGGACUUCCUACCGAGGUUGAGGGACUCUAUUGAGCAGCAAUACGACAACGACACUCAGCGUUUCUUCGAGGAGAAGAUAGAAGGUCCAGCGAAAAAGAAGAUUCCCGGGGCGGUCUCCAACGAGGAUUUCGUCAACGCCUUGACAGCUGAGCUGCCCUCUCUGGGGAUAACGGAGUUGCCAUCUCGGAACUUCCUUGAGCUCACCGCACGGAUGAUGGAGUCCUGCAGUGCGACCAGCAAUGGGCACCCAGCCUCGGGACGAGGGGCGCGGCUGGUCAGCUCGACCAAUAGUGGAUACGUAUCCCUCUUCCGCUUCAUGGCUACUCUUCAUGUUGACGGCACGGAGGCUGGCCGAGUGAUGGCUCAGAAGAUUAUGGAGCACAGCUGUGCCGCGACCUACUUCCAUCGAAACGCAUUCAAGUGUGCAUGCGCUCGUUUGGACCCGCAAAAUUGUGGGGAGAUAUCAAAGAGGAAUUUCCGUAAGGCUUUUACUGCUCUGAACCAAGCGUUGGAUCCUGAGUGGAGGCUAACGAAAUUGCAAAUCGAUGCGGCUUUGGACCAUUUUGACUGGACAGUUGAUGCUGAUGAAGAGUUCACUGAUGCGUCCUCUUCUGAUCAAGACAUGAAGUCGGUGGAUGAAGAGCCGCCACCGGCUGCAGUGGCGGGACAGGCUAGAAGGCCUACUCUCGGAGCUCUGUCGGCUUCUAAUACUAAUAGCGCUUUGGAGAUGCUCAGAGAACGUUCACGAACCCGUUCCUCGGCUCGACUGAUGCUACCGCCGGGAGUGAGCACAUCAGCUCCUAUGGUGCUUGAUCAACCACAGCCGGAACAGCUCGACCAAAAAAUGUGGAUCAAUUACGAUCAGUUCUUGCGAUCAUUCGAGAUUGCUGAUUGGAGGAAGAACAGCCGUCAGGCACAAGCUCGUCAGGAGCAGACCGGGCAGAAGAUCACUCCAACACCCCAGAUGAGGGCGCUGUUGGAGCAGUUGCAGAGACGACAGGCGCAGAGACAACAGCAGCAACAGCAACAACAACAGCAGCAACAACAACAGCAACAACAACAGCUACAACAGCAGCAAGAGUUGCAACGACAACAGCUGUUGGCAUCGGCGAUGGCACAGCAGAGGGCUGUUCAGCAACAGCAGCAUCAGACGGGCGCCUUCCCUCAGCAGCAACAACAACAGCAGAUUGAUCCGACAUUGUUGGCUCGUCUACAACAGCAGCGAGCUAGGCUGCAGCAGCAACAACAACAGCAGGCUCAGCUCAGGAUGCAGGAACAACAACCGCAACCACAGUGGAAUGCCCAAUCUGAUGAAGGCGGUAGAGAGAAGCUGCAUGUGGGAUGGGAUAUAGAGAAAAUGACGGAGUCGAUAGCAACGACUCAUCAGAAGAUACAGAAUUUGAAAACUGGCAUUACUGCGGUGGUCGGUGGGCUGAGACAGAUAAGACUAGCGGUGUCCCUAGCGCUGCCCCCUUCUGGUGAGAGGCUCCAUCUGUUCGAGUCGAAAGUUUAUGCAGGGGAUCGGUCAAGUAGCGACUUCAGAAGGAUUGAUGCGGAAGUGGCUCGGCGACGGUUGGAGCAGUUGAGGAGGGAAAUCGCCGACUACAAAGCACAAGUCUACGAGCUGACUGAGACUGAGGAGAAUAAGAAACAUCUUCGAGGAGGGCUUAGGAGGAGAACUGUGGUUGAUGAUAAGACGAAGCCAUUGUUCGAGAGGUUGGGAGGUGUUACGGACAUUGAAUCUGCUGUUGACUUAGUGUAUGAUAGAGCGCUGACUGAUACACGUAAGGCGGGGGGCUUCAUUUUGGGAGGGACCUCUGUGUUCCCGACUGAUAUACGAUGCAUCAUCAUCAUCGUUAUAAUGAUGAUGAUGAAGAAGAUGGGGCAGAUUAGAGAGCGCAUGCAGACCUUCGUAUUGAGCUAUACGGGGGGCCCUGCUAACUAUGCAGAGGAGGAUCUUAAACCGGUCCACUACCAUAUGAACAUCCUGGACUUCCAUUUCGAUGCGAUGCUUGAGCACUUCAAUGCGGCCUUGUUGGAGAUGGGUGCUCACCCGGAGGCUAUUGCGGAGUUCAUUCAGCUCCUGGGGAGGAUAAGAAAGCACGGUGAGGAUGUCGAUGGCUCGAAAGGCGGCCGAGCAGCGAAGGGACGAGACGUUCCUCAGCCUGGGGGAAAGUGCGGGGAUAGCGAGGAUCAUGAAUCGAACGUAGAUGACCGGCUUCGGAACUUCUUUAAAGGUAGGGAUAUGGACGCACUAAAAGAACAGCAAACACUGUAUAUGUGUGAGCUUCUGGGAGGCCCUAGGAUGUUCGAGGGCAGCAGAAGUAUGUCGGAGAUCCAUGAGGGUUUGAAGAUCAACGACUACCUCUUUGACUGUUUUAUCAUGGACGCUGACCGGGCACUGCACAGUUUGAAUGUGAGCGAGGAGUUGCAUGAUAUCUUCAUUUCGAUGAUGGAAGAGCAACGGAAAUACGUCGUUCAAGGCCACAACAAGAAGGAUACGCAGAAGCUGGUGGAUGGGAAGACAAUCCUCGAGCGCAUUGGAGGGGAGAUGAACGUCGAGGCUGUUGUCGAGACUAUGUAUUUCGGCGCGGAACGCGAUCCUCGAAUAAAGUUCUUCUUUUUUAUGGACAAAGACAAAUUGGCAACAGUGAAGCGGAAGGUCACUGAGUUCCUCUGUGGAGCCAUCGGGGAUCGAUCGACGAUCGAUAUCAAUAUAGUGCGAGCUGUGCAUUAUCCUAUGAAUAUCGGAGAUCAUCAAUUUGAUGCUCUUGUGGAGAAUCUCUCAACCUCGAUGGAACUAAUGGAGGUUGAGCACGAUGUUAGAGAGGACGUAUUAGGAGUCGUGAACCAUUUGAGGGGAGACAUCACGGCCGGUGCCACCAGUAGGUUGGAGAUUGCUCGUAGGAAGACUGAAUCCGCUGGCACCGAUGGUCUUUACAAGACUUUAGGAGCCGAUAGUGGAAUUGCUCGAUUCGUGGACGAGCUAUACAGUAUAUGCCUUGUUGAUGAGCGUAUCAAGAUGUUCUUCCAAGGCAGUAAACUUGAGGCAGUGAAGGCGGCCCAGACGGUGUACAUGCAGCAGCUGCUCGGGGGAGCUGUCGAGUACACCGGUCGUGAGCUGCGAAGGAUCCAUCAGACCCUCCUCAUUCAAGACUGGCAAUUCGAUGCCUUCCUGGACAACGCCCACAAGGCCCUUGCAGCUCUAGGGUGUGACAGUGAUACGAUAGAUGAAUGCACUGUGCUGAUGGAGACGACUCGACUGGAGGUGGUCUCAGACGUGAACAGACAAUUUGAUGUGAAGCAGAUGAUCAAAGAUGCUCAUAAGAAGCCUCUUUACGAGCGAAUCGGAGGGGAAGUGACUGUUGCGAGGUUGUGCGAAAGUAUGUAUGCUGCUGCCCUGGAGGAUGAUCGUCUGCGAUUCUUCUUUGAGAAGAACAAAGCCAAGGUCCAGUCGAUCAAGAAGAAGAUGACCACAUUCAUUUGUGGUGCCAUCGGAGGCGCGUCGACUUAUGAUGUGGCCGAUCUACGACCAGCACACUAUUCGAUGAACAUCGCCUCUCACCACUUCGACACCAUGCUCUCUAUUAUCAAGGAGAUUUUGACGGUGGAGCUGGAGCUUAACAAGGCGGAUGUGAGAGAGGUCCUCAAGGCUCUGCAACCUGUUAGAGGGGAUAUUAUCAACGGAUUUACCGUCCGAUCGGAGAUAGCGCGAAAAUCCACUGAAGACGGUCUCGACCAAAUGUUCCUCAGGCUAGGUGAGGCUGACGGCAUAGCACGAGUUGUGAAUUCUCUGUUCUCGAUCCUCGGCACUGACGCACGAAUUAAACGGUUUUUCAAAGCAGAGAAGCGAGAGCAGUUGAAGCAAGGAGUUACGGUCUUCUUAGUCGACAGGUUCGGUGGACCUAAGGAUUACGAAGGUCGUGAUCUCGCAGUGGCUCAUGAAGGGCUCGGCAUAUCUGACUAUCAUUUUGAUGCCUUCGUGUCCGACUUCCUAAGAGCUCUGAGCGGCAGUGGUGUGGAAGACACUAUUGUUGAUGAGCUUGUUGUGACUUUGGAGCCUUUGCGCUCAGAGGUGCUCGGUCGUAGAGAUGAAAUUAACGCGGUGGUGGUGAAGAAUGGUCACACGCUGUUCGAAAGGCUUGGGGGAGAUGAACAAUUGGAGACUUUAACUGACGUCU